AUGGACGACCUGACCAGAGAGUUCCAGGACCUGAAGAUCAGUUUGCAGUUCUCCCAGGGUCAGCUCAAUGAGUUUAAACAGGAGAACGGCACGAUGACAGCAAUCUGUAAGUCAUUGAGAGAGGACAUCAGUGCUGUAUGGACCACAGGAAGAGGUGGUCCAGGUGACAGUCCCAGGCUGAUAGUGGUCAAGUCCCUGAGGUUCAAGGACAAGCUGGCUGUUCUGGAAAGAGCCAAGAACUUGAGUGGAACGUAUAUCUUCCUCAACGAGGACUAUCCUGAAUUUGUGCUCCAGAAGAGGAAAGAACUGAUCCAUGAAAGCUGCCACGUGGCCCAUCAGGCCGAGGAGCGGAAAAUUAAAGGUCCUAGACAAUCACCCUGGCUCCCCGCUCUGCUAGUGAUGGAGAGCACCCAGCACAGCCAAAAACUCAAAGAGGAGCUGUGUUCGUUCCAGAGGGAGAUCGAGGUGUUGUCAGAGCAGUACACUCAGAAGUGUCUGGAGAACGCCCACCUGGCCCAGGCCCUGGAGGCUGAGAGACAGGCCCUCAGACAGUGUCAGAGGGAGAACCAGGAGCUCAACGCACACAACCAGGAACUGAACAACCGUCUAGCUGCUGAGAUCACUAAGAUGCGCUCUAUGGCCACUGAAGACGGGGGUGGAAACACCUGCAACAUCACACAUGGGAAGGAACUGUACGAACUAGAGGUGAUGUUGAGGGUGAAGGAGUCGGAGGUCCAGUAUCUGAAACAGGAAAUCAACUCUCUGAGGGAUGAACUCCAGGCCGCCCAAAGAGAUAAGAAGUAUGCGACAGACAAGUACAAGGACAUCUACACAGAGCUGAGCAUCGUGAAGGCCAAAGCAGAGCGAGACCUGGGGAGGCUCAGAGAACAGCUGCAGCUGGCCCACGUGGCACUGGGGGAACCGUCACUGGAGGGGGUGGAGAGGGCAGGAGGAUACGAUAUCAUGAAGUCCAAAAGCAACCCUGACAUUCUCAAGAUGGCGGCUGCUGCCGCCAAACGCACCAUGAGGUCAAAGAGUCUGAAGGAAGGGCUCACUGCCGAGCAGCGACUCCACCUGUUUGACAAAGACACUAAGGAGUUCUGACUGAGUCGCACCACUCCAGCCACCUUGCAGCAUGUUUAAAAAGGCCACUAUAUUUUACCUCUGUAAUUACUUAUUUAGAAACACACUGGUCACCACACACACAUGUCGUGUGUAUAUAUAUAUAUAUAUAUAUAUAUAUAUAUAUAUAUAUAUAUUAUAUAACAUUUUUAAAAAACAUGGUAAUGAAGAUUUGAAUUUUACGUCUAGACUCAUUCCAUGCACUUUAGUUACUGUGACAUUUAGUUUUUUUUUUGUUUUUCAUCACCAUUUGUUACGGUAAAUACUCUGUACGGUUUUUAAUGAGGCAUCGAUCGUGCCUACACUAACAAAGAUGGCCUGUAAGCUACUGUUUGGACUCCUUAGUCUGUGUUAAUAGCCGAAGGAGUAAUUAUGAUGUUGUAAAAGGCUAAACACAACUGCAUAAUGAUGAUGAUGAUGAUGGAAUAAUUACUUACAUAAGCAAACCCGUAGGAGCAAUCUUGCCUUCAGGCUUGCGUGUUAAUGCUAGGUGAGGUCAGUGUUCACAUGCUGUUUCUAUCCUCUUAACAAAGCUUUGGAAAUCAAAUGUUUGCCUGCAUCAUUGUACAAGUAAACUGUUACGUUGGAUGUUGCUCCUUCCUUGCCUGAUGUGUUGACUUGUUAUAUGAUAAUUAUUAACAUCAUAGAAUGUUUUCUGAAACAGGGCAUAUUUUAAAAUGACCCCUGGAAGGCGACUGCUUGAACGCAUACAGAACGAAUGGGAUUAUCUGAUUUCUGAUAUAAAUAUAUUUACAUUCUUCUCUCUGUAAUCGUAUUGGCACAGCUGUAUGGGAGGAUGAUUUGUUGAAGUCGGUUAUGUCUGUAGUCUUGUUCAGUGCCAGUCCCUUUGUAUUUAUUUGUGUUUUUUUUUUGUUUUUGUCUCGCAUACCAAUCCCUCUGUACUCUACUGUUGUAAAUAUACAGCCAAUGUAUACCAACUGACAACCGAUUUAUUAGCAAUAAAUAUUUUUGCACCCUGA
Molecule: messenger RNA, 2102 nt
Organism: Oncorhynchus masou masou (cherry salmon)
Lineage: Eukaryota; Metazoa; Chordata; Actinopteri; Salmoniformes; Salmonidae
Product: myosin phosphatase Rho-interacting protein-like
Exons: 9
Coding region: 1-1104 (367 amino acids)
Cellular component (GO): actin cytoskeleton
Molecular function (GO): actin filament binding
Source: RefSeq, a predicted model, not a curated record